This is a messenger RNA of Ogataea angusta, 888 nucleotides long. RefSeq lists its product as uncharacterized. The record is from RefSeq and is a predicted model, not a curated record. Lineage: Eukaryota; Fungi; Ascomycota; Pichiomycetes; Pichiales; Pichiaceae. The transcript has a single exon. Bases 1 to 888 code for a protein of 295 amino acids.
AUGUUAGCCAACUUGUCGAUCUUUAUCACUCUUGCUGUGCUUGCCACCUCUGCUCCCGUCGAGCACGUCCACCACGCGCACCAGAAAAGAGCAGCACAGUGUUCGUUCCCUACCGACAAGGGUCUCGUCAAAAUCACCAACGUCAACGGUGACGGCUGGGCCCAAGACAAGUCCUGCACCCCAGGCAACUACUGUCCUUACGCCUGUCCUCCAGGAAAGCUGAUGGCACAGUGGAACCCAAAAGUCACGUCCUACAGCUACCCUGGCUCCCAGGACGGAGGACUAUAUUGCAACGACAACGGCGAGCUCGAGACGCCGAUCUCUGACCACGACUACUGUGUCGACGGCAAGGGCACUGCCUCGGUCAAGAACUCUGCCUCCAAAAAUGUCGCCUUCUGCCAGACCGUCCUGCCUGGCAACGAGGAGAUGCUGAUUCCAACCAACGUCGACUCGUCCUCGUCGCAGACGCUCGCCGUGCCAGGCACAGACUACUGGGCCAGCACCGCCUCGCAUUUCUACAUCAAUCCUCCAGGAGUUUCCACCGACGAGGGAUGUCAAUGGGGCUCCACCAGCAACCCGUACGGCAACUGGUCACCUUACGUGGCCGGCUUCAACAUGGACGACAGCGGAAACACGUUUGCUAAAAUCGGCUGGAACCCCGUCUACUUUGAGGACUCGUCGCCGUUCAAGAACGACAAGCCAUCGUUCGGUGUUCGUUUGUCCUGCAACAACGGCGACAAGUGCAACGGUAACGCCUGCGAGAUCAACCCGCAGAAGUACGGCCUGAACAAGGUCAGCGGCAGCGACAACGUGAGCGACGGCGCCGCCUGGUGUGUUCUGACGGCCACGGACUACAGCGACGUGACCGUUGAGGUUUUUGAUCUGUGA